CUGCUGCCGUUGCUCCUCCUCCUCCUGCAACCAUCGGUUCCAUGAGCAGCACAAUGGCGCUUCAGGCUUCGUUUCUUCCUUCGGCUCUCUCAGCUCACAAGGAGGGAAAGGCUAAUGGAGGUGCGAAGGACUCGGCUUUCUUGGGUGUGUCUCUGUCUGAAACCAUGAAGUCGGACUUCAGUUCCUCGGUUCUCAGGAGCCACAAGAGGAAUAAUCUUUCAGCCGGAAUCAGAGCUCAGACUGCAACUACAACCCCGGGGGUCAAAAGCUCCGCCCCGGAUGGGAAGAAGACGCUGAGGAAGGGCAACGUGAUCGUCACGGGGGCCUCCUCCGGCCUCGGCCUUGCCACCGCUAAGGCACUGGCCGAGACGGGACGAUGGAAUGUGAUCAUGGCGUGCCGCGAUUUCCUCAAGGCCGAGAAGGCGGCCAAGUCGGCCGGCAUGGCCAAGGAGAACUACCAGGUCAUGCACCUCGACCUGGCGUCCCUCGACAGCGUCCGCCAGUUCGUCAGGAACUUCCGGCAGAGCGGGCUGCCCCUCGACGUCCUCGUGUGCAACGCAGCCGUCUACUUCCCCACCGCCAAAGAGCCGACCUACACCGCCGACGGCUUUGAGAUGAGCGUCGGAGUCAACCACCUCGGCCACUUCCUCCUCGCCCGAGAACUCCUCGAGGACCUCAAGGCAUCGGAUUACCCCUCCCGACGUCUCAUCAUCGUCGGCUCGAUCACAGGGAACACCAACACCUUGGCCGGGAACAUACCCCCGAAAGCAAACCUGGGAGACCUGCGAGGGCUCGCGGGGGGAUUGAAUGGGCUCGGCGGCUCCACCAUGAUCGACGGAGGCGAGUUCGACGGCGCCAAGGCGUACAAGGACAGCAAGGUCUGCAACAUGCUCACGAUGCAGGAGUUCCACAGGCGGUUCCACGAGGAGACCGGGGUCACAUUUGCCUCCCUCUACCCCGGUUGCAUCGCCACCACCGGGCUCUUCAGGGAGCACGUCGCUUUGUUCCGCCUCCUCUUUCCUCCCUUCCAAAAGUACAUCACCAAAGGCUUCGUCUCCGAGGAGGAAGCAGGCAAAAGACUCGCACAGGUGGUGAUUGAUCCAAGCCUGACUAAGUCCGGCGUGUACUGGAGCUGGAACAAUAACUCGGCGUCGUUCGAGAACCAGUUGUCGGAGGAAGCCAGUGAUCCUGAGAAGGCUCAGAGGCUGUGGCAGCUAAGUGAGAAGCUGGUAGGUUUGGCGUAGGAUUAGUAGCAGAUGAUUUGGUCCAAAGUGUGUGUGUGCGCCAUGCAAAGAUCACUGUUGUCGUAGUCGUUGUUGAAAAUUUUGAGCUGACGAGAAAAUAAAGAUAUUAUGAGCCAAAUGUUAUGUUAUCUGCAAAUCAAUCUU
Messenger RNA from Musa acuminata subsp. malaccensis (wild Malaysian banana), 1388 nucleotides. RefSeq names its product protochlorophyllide reductase-like. Gene Ontology annotation, molecular function: protochlorophyllide reductase activity. The record is from RefSeq and is a predicted model, not a curated record. Lineage: Eukaryota; Viridiplantae; Streptophyta; Magnoliopsida; Zingiberales; Musaceae.